This is a messenger RNA of Drosophila nasuta, 5302 nucleotides long. RefSeq names its product tripartite motif containing protein thin (gene tn). The record is from RefSeq and is a predicted model, not a curated record. Gene Ontology annotation, molecular function: metal ion binding; protein binding; ubiquitin protein ligase activity. NCBI's taxonomy places the organism in Eukaryota, Metazoa, Arthropoda, Insecta, Diptera, Drosophilidae. The transcript has 13 exons. Gene Ontology annotation, biological process: proteasome-mediated ubiquitin-dependent protein catabolic process; protein polyubiquitination. The coding region runs from base 469 to 4998 and encodes 1509 amino acids.
UUUCAUUUGUAGCACGCUCGCGAGUGGACGUGUCGCAGUUUCCUCAGUUCUUUCGCUAUAUAGCACAAAUACCUAUAUAUAGUAUAUGCAUAUAUCUGCCUUACAAAUAUAUAUAUCGAAUAUAUAUAUAUAGUGGAUCAUACACCUGCCGUGCAGCGCGUAGGGUGCGAAAAGCACCAGUGCGAGUAUCGAAGCAGGAUUAAAGAAAGUGUUUGUGCCCCUUCCAAGAAAAACUCGACUCAUCUCGACUCGACUCGACUCGCAACUCGUGCAACUGAACGUGCCGCGGAGGCAUGCGAAUAAGUGUGCUAAAGUUAACCAAAUUCAAAUUGUCGAAUUGCAGUGUUGCCCCCAACCAACACAGUUAACAGCGACGCAACAGGGCCCCAACGGGCGCCUCGGAUAAACAUUAGGAACAGGAAGUCGAAACAGAGCGGAAGAAGCAAAACAACAAAAGCCACUUGAACCAUGGAACAAUUCGAACAGUUGUUGACGUGCUGCGUCUGCCUGGACAGGUAUCGCAUACCGAAGCUGCUGCCAUGCCAGCACUCCUUCUGCAUGGAGCCCUGCAUGGAGGGAUUGGUCGACUAUGUGCGACGUCAGGUCAAAUGCCCCGAGUGCCGUGCUGAACAUCGCAUACCCUACAAUGGAGUGCAGGCCUUUCCCACCAACGUUACGCUUCAGCGUUUUCUGGAGCUGCAUAUCGAAAUUACCGGCGAGUUACCGGAUCCCACCUCAGGUCAAAUCAUGGAGCGCUGCGGCGUUUGCUCCGAGAAGGCCUAUCUCUCACACUGUGCUCACUGCGAGAAGAAGAUCUGCGAGGACUGCAAGAGCGCCCACAUGGACAUACUGCGUCGAGAGAUUACCCGCUUCAACUCACAGAUUCGUCGCAGUUUGCAUAGGCUGCAGGACUCGUUGGCCAUCAUCGAAAAGAACACGAUGAGUCUCCAGACGAACGCGAUAAGCGUGACAGAGGAAAUCGACGAGAUAUAUAGACGAAUCACCAAGGCCAUCAAGGAUAGAUCCGAUCAGCUGAAAGGUGAGAUCGAUCGUUAUUUGGCCGUGGAGCUGCGCAAUCUGAUGACGCUCAAGGAGAACUUGGACCUGGAGAUAACCAACAUCACCAGCAACUGUGACAUCGUGGACAAAUACAUGAACGAGACCGUCGAAUGGGAUGACUGUGAACUGAUGGACACCAAGGAGAUCUUCUUGAAGACCGUCGAGUUCCUCCGGCACUUUGAGUACGAGAACAACGACUACAGUCGCCGUGUGCGCUUCCUCGUCUCCAUCGAUCCCAACCAGCUGGUCAUGAAUUUGGCCACUUUUGGUGAUCUCAACAUAGCGCCACACUCAACGCCCGGCGGCUCCGUGAGCAGCUCACAUCUGGCACCGCCAACCACCUUGCAACCCGGUUUGAUGCGCUCCAAGAGUGAUCAUCGCCUGGCUACACAGUUCCGUCAACAGGAGGAACGUGGUGGCUACAACGAUGAGCCCGUGCUGGGCGGACGCAAGUUCGGUGAGCGUCCACAGCGCAUUGCCAAAGAUAACAACAACAGCGAUCGCUAUGGCGAUCGUUACGGACGCUCUGAGUACGAUUACGACAACGACUACGAGAACGAACCGGCAAGUCGUGCUGGCAAAUCGUCACGUUUCCGUUCGCGCUUUGUGCGUUCCCAUCAGAAUGAGGACUCGGACAGCGAGCAGCAACAGCAGCAACGCCAGCAGGAGAUCGAGAAGCGCAAGGAUCGUGUGCUCGACAGCGAGGAUGUCUCGCGCGGUCAGCUGAGUGGCAUCAUUCGUCUCAGCGACUGCUCACGCGUAGUGCAGCGACUGGCGGACAUUGGCAAGGAGAAGAAGGAGAAGAAGUCCGAUGCCGCAGUUGCAGCACAAGCCGCCGUUCAAGCAGCCAUCCAGGCCCAGAAGGCAGCGAUGCAGCGACAGCAGCAAAAGAAUCAACAAUCCGCCGCAGCCCCCGACGAGGAUGAGUUGGCGCGUCAAAAGCGCAAGACUGCCGCAUCGAGUGGUGCGGCAAGCUCAACGGCAACGGACUCCAGCAGCGAGCAGCGUCCCAACACGGAGCGUGUAACGGCACUGAAGCGUGGCGGACAGGGAGGCAGCGAGGAGAGUGAUGGCGGCAGCAGUAACCAGCAGGCGGCGGCCUCUCCAGUGCGUAGUGCGGCGACGACAGCACGAGCCGAGGUAAGUGUGAGUGGGGCAAAUGAAGAAGAAGAAGAAGAGGAGGAAGAAGAUGACGAUGCGGCCAGUGACAGUGGCAGCGACAGCAGCGAGACUGAGAGCGAGACUGGAAGUGAGAGUGAGGCAGAGCAGGAGCAGAAAGUCGAGGAGGAGCAGCAAGUCGAAGAGGAGCAGCGAGUCGAAGAGCAGCAACAGCCAGAGACAAAGCAACAGACAGACUUUUUAACGGUGCCCACGGUAGGGGAAGAUGAUGGUGACUCUUCCUCCGAGUAUGAAUACAUCGAGGUGACAGCCAGUGAAAGUGAGGAGAGCGAUGAGCGGGCUGAGCAAGAGCCGCCUGUGAUUAAUGUGGUGCCACCGGAGACAGAGCUUGUGGAGAAGGCGGAUGAGCAUGAGCAAGAGCUCAUUAGCGAUAGUCAUAAGGAGGAGCCAGAGAGAUCAGCUGAGGCGGUUGUCAUAGCUGAAGAGGAUGAGGAAGAUGAGUAUACAGAGGAGGAAAUCGAGUCCAAACCGGCCGUCUCCGCCCAGGUGGCAGCGGUAAAGAAGACCCAACGCUCCGGCAGCAGCGACAGCAGCGCCUCCACCGAAAGCUCUGCCAGCUCAGCGGCCGCAGCGGCAGCAGCAGCUGCCAGUGCAGCGCCCAGCAGCAGUAGCAGUGCACAACAGAAGGCAGCGAGCACAGCGCGUUACUCGACGACACGCGAGUCAACAGCUGCGGCGGCAGCGACGCCCGAGAAGAAACCGUUUGUAAGUCGCUUCUUGCCGCAGCACAGCACGCCGGCAACUACGACGAAUGGUGCAGACAGCAAGAAGAAGGCCGCCGAGUCCGAGUCGAGCACCGAGGAGGAGACAAGCUCCGAAUCGGAGUCCGAGUCGGAGGCGGAGGGCAAGCCCAAGACGAGUGCGGCAACCAGCAGCAGCAGUGCCACCAAAUCGACGCCCAGCAGUGCAGCCAGCUCGACAACAGCAGCCACCACAUCGGGCAGCUCGUAUCGGGAUCGCUUGGAGGCACGACGUGCUUCGCGAGACGACACCGCUGCCACAUCACGCAGCAGCUAUGCCACACCUAGCUCUACUAGCAGCAGCGGUUACGGUGGCAGCAGCAGCAGCAGCAGCGCGACACGCACUCGACCUGUGCCUGCUCCGCAUCAUCUGAGCGAGAACGAGGAUCGCUAUGGCAGCGGCAGCGGCAGCAGCAGCUACACAAGCCGCUUCCUAAACAAAAGCAAGAGCAGCGCCAUUGUGGCGCAACCCUCGCUCUCCACGCCCACCGCCUCCUUUGAUGAGGAUGCCAAUGGCACCGGCGACGAUUCGGACAGCCGCUACGGCACGGGACGUUCCCGUUAUCUGGCCAUGAAGGAGCGUCGCACUCGACUCGCCCGCAGUCGCUCCUCGCAUCAGUUUGGCAACGACGACGACGAUCUGGAUGAGCCCGUGUCACCGACAACAGUCUCGCCAUCCGCUUACUUGGCCUCAAGAUACAGCGGCUAUGGCGGCAGUGAUUUGUCUCGCAGUCGCUCGACGCAUGCGUUGAAGUCACGCGACAAUUCGCCGAUAACGGAUCGCAGCGUGGGAUCUUCGCGCAGCGGUCUGGCUAGCAGCUCCACGGACAAUAAGGACGGCGAGGCUUUGAGCUCCUGGGCACGCUACCUGAAGAGCAAGUACGGCAACAAGAGCUCAAAGGAUGCGCCCAGCAGUAGCAGCAGCAGCGGCGUUGGCAGCAGCCGGGACAGUCACGCCUCCGGCUCGACGGGAGCGUCAAGCAGUGGCCGAAGCACGGCGAGCGAUGUGUCGCGACGUCUGAGCUUGGGUUUGCCAUUGCGCCAGGCGAAUGAGCUGGCCUCAUCCGAUGAUGACGGGUCAAAAAACGGGCUAGGCUCCCCUACGUCCCCUACGGUAGCAGCAGCAGCCGGUAUAACCGGAGUGGCAGGUACUAUCCCUAAGCAGGUGUACCUCCGCAAGCGUCAGCAGCUGUUCCAAUUGGGGGGCCGGGGGAGCGAGCCCGGAUCCUUUACGUGGCCGCGCGGUCUUGCCGUCGGUCCCGACAAUAGCAUCGUCGUCGCCGACUCGAGCAAUCAUCGCGUCCAGGUCUUUGACUCCAAUGGCAUCUUUGUCAAGGAGUUUGGCGAGUAUGGCAACGGCGAGGGUGAAUUCGAUUGCCUCGCCGGCGUGGCGGUCAAUCGCAUUGGCCAGUACAUCAUAGCCGAUAGAUACAAUCAUCGCAUACAAGUGCUUGAUCCACAAGGACGCUUCUUGCGCGCCUUCGGUUCGCAGGGCACCGCAGAUGGCAAAUUCAAUUAUCCUUGGGGCGUAACAACCGAUGCACUCGGCUUCAUUUACGUUUGCGAUAAGGAGAACCACAGAGUGCAGGUUUUCCAAUCCGAUGGUUCCUUCGUUGGUAAAUUCGGUUCCUGUGGCCGUGGCGAGGGCCAGCUUGAACAUCCGCAUUAUAUAGCCGUAUCGAAUACGAAUCGUGUUAUUGUUUCCGAUUCGAAUAACCACAGAAUUCAGAUAUUCGAUGUUAAUGGCAAGGUGCUGUCUACAGUGGGUGGCGAGGGCUCCGACGAUGGCCAAUUCAAGUUUCCACGUGGCGUCGCUGUGGAUGAUCAGGGUUAUAUAUUUGUGGCCGAUUCGGGCAACAAUCGCAUACAGAUCUUCAAUCCCGAUGGCAGUUUUCUGAAGACCUUCGGCUCUUGGGGCUCCGGUGACUCGGAGUUCAAAGGACUCGAGGGAGUGGCCAUCAUGUCAAACGGCAACAUUUUGGUUUGCGAUCGUGAGAAUCAUCGUGUCCAGGUGUUCUAGGCCACGCCCACAUCCAUUGCAUUACUUGGUUUACUUAAUACGAUUUUCAAUUAUAAUUUCUAAAACAAUUUUCAUUAUUGAUUUGAGUUUCCUUAAAAACAAUUGAAUGUCGACAUUUCUAGGCCUAGAAAUCAAUCAAUCAUUUAAGUAACAAACUUGGAAAAUGAAAAAAAAUCGAAAAACUUGUUAAUGCGAGAAAAAAAGAGGAACUAUAAUACAUACAUAUAUACAUACUAUACGUACACACAUAAAUAUUUAUUGAAUAAAAAAAGCAAAGCGAAAACUCGUCAGAGUUGGAGUGAAA